This is a messenger RNA of Thamnophis elegans (Western terrestrial garter snake), 5022 nucleotides long. RefSeq names its product kelch repeat and BTB domain containing 2 (gene KBTBD2). The record is from RefSeq and is a predicted model, not a curated record. NCBI's taxonomy places the organism in Eukaryota, Metazoa, Chordata, Lepidosauria, Squamata, Natricidae. Bases 970 to 2838 code for a protein of 622 amino acids. The transcript is spliced from 3 exons. Gene Ontology annotation, molecular function: protein binding.
UUAAAAUUUGCCUCUUCAAAAUCUUGUUGCGUCUUACACUCCGGUGCAUCUUAUACUCUGAAAAAUAUGGUACCUAUAUGUCCUAGCAGGUUCUAGAGAAGGCAGGCAUGACACACUAAUUUUUACAAUAGAUAGAUUAUAUUUUACAAGGAAUAUUGAUGAUGAUAUUUUAAUGUGAUUCUGAAUCACUGAAAUGUAGUCCUUCCUCAGUUAAAAUUUUCAAAUGUUAAACGUGGAACUAGACAGCUUUCCAUUUUAUGACUUUAGAUUAAUAUUUGAUUCUAAAUCAAAUGAUCUCUCUUUUGAAAUUUGUGAUCAGUUUCAUUUUUUGAAGAAUAACCUUAAAUCAGUGUUUAAAAAUAUUUUUUCAGUGAAAUUAAAGGAAAUGCUGAUUGCUUUUAUAUACUAUGUACUGCUUAUUUAAUAUCCCAAUUGUAGUUGUCCAUGUUCCUAAUGAAUUGAUCUUGAGAAAGUAUUGAACUCCCUCUGCUCCUGUUCGUCAUAAAACAAACAGAUAAUUGUAGAAAGUAGUAUACCAGACACUAUUUUAGACAAAAUCAUAGUUGAUUGGCUUAGAAAAAAGAUCUCUGACAUAAUUUUUUUCCCCCUUCUAGUUGCAAGUCAUUGUUAAGAGAUGGUUCAAGAAAAUCUACCUCACAAAUUCCGUUUGUUUGCCCAUGUGCUGCAUCAUUGGAGAUCUCAACAGGAACUUGUCAGUUAUUUUUGAAAGUCUCAGGAUAACAUAUGGACAUCAGGUCAAUGUAUUACACUCUAGGAAUGGGCCAAAAUAUGAAGCAUUCUCAAUUCAGCAGGCCAAUCUAUUACCCAUAAGGGUGUUAAGAAAGCUUAACAACACUUCAAACAGUACUCUCUAGAGUUCUUAAUUAUUCAGGAAAGGUAGCUUGAUCUCUUCUGAAAUCAUCUGACUUUCUCUAAUCUUGUCUUGGAGAUAUUAAAUGGAAUGCAGUCAUGUCUACCCAUGAAGGAAUACAGAUCAACACUGACUAUGCUGUCGCUUUGUUAGAACAGUUAAAAUCAUUCUAUGAACAGCAAUUGCUAACUGACAUUGUUUUAAUUGUCGAGGGCACUGAAUUCCCAUGUCAUAAGAUGGUUCUUGCUACGUGCAGCUCUUACUUCAGGGCAAUGUUUAUGAGCGGGUUGAGUGAAAGCAAGCAGACACAUAUUCAUCUGAGGAAUGUGGAUGCAGUCACUUUUCAGAUUAUAAUAACGUAUGCUUAUACGGGUAAUUUGGCAAUAAAUGACACAACAGUUGAACAGCUUUAUGAAACAGCAUGUUUCCUACAGGUCGAUGACGUGUUACAUCAGUGUAGGGAAUAUUUAAUUAAAAAAAUUAAUGCUGAAAACUGUGUGCGGCUUUUGAGUUUUGCUGAUCUUUUUAGCUGUGAGGAGUUAAAACAGAGUGCUAAAAGAAUGGUGGAACACAAGUUUACAGUUGUAUACCACCAAGAGGCUUUCAUGCAGCUCACACAUGAUUUGUUGAUAGAUAUUUUGAGCAGUGACAAUUUAAAUGUGGAAAAAGAAGAGACAGUUCGUGAAGCUGCUAUGUUGUGGCUGGAAUAUAAUACAGAAUCCCGAUCACAGUAUUUGUCAUCAGUUCUUAGCCAAAUAAGAAUUGAUGCACUUUCUGAAGUUACACAACGAGCUUGGUUUCAAGGCUUACCACCAAAUGAUAAAUCAGUAGUGGUUCAAGGGUUGUAUAAAUCUAUGCCGAAGUUUUUUAAACCAAGACUUGGAAUGACUAAAGAGGAGAUGAUGAUCUUCAUUGAAGCUGCUGCUGAAAGUCCUGGUAAUCUUUACUCUUCAGUAUGUUACAGCCCACAGGCUGAGAAAGUUUACAAACUCUCUAAUCCUCCUGCUGAUCUCCAUAAAGUUGGGACACUUGUAACUCCUGAUAAUGAUAUUUAUAUAGCAGGUGGGCAAAUCCCACUGAAAAGUACAAAAAUCAACUACGGUAAAACUAGCAAAUUUCAAUUUGCCUUCCGUACUGUGAAUUGUUUCUACUGGUUUGAUGCCCAGCAAAAUACAUGGUUUCCAAAGAGUCCAAUGCUAUUUGUUCGUAUAAAGCCAUCUCUUGUUUUCUGUGAAGGCCUUAUCUAUGCAAUUGGUGGAGACAGUGUUGGUGGAGAACUUGACAGAAGAACUGUAGAAAGAUAUGAUACUGAGAAAGAUGAAUGGACCAUGGUAAGCCCUCUGCCCUGUGCUUGGCAGUGGAGUACAGCCGUUGCUGUUCAUAAUUGCAUUUAUGUAAUGGCACACAACUUGAUGUAUUGUUACUUCCCCAGAUCAGAUGCUUGGGUUGAAAUGGCUACAAGACAAACUAAUAGAUGCUUUGCUUCAGCUGCUGCUUUUGGGGAUAAAAUAUUUUAUAUUGGAGGCUUGCAUGUUGGCGGCAAUCUUGGUAUAGGAUUACGUCCUCGGAGUGUAACUGGACCUUCCCUAGCAGUGGAAGUUUAUGAUGUGAAUAAAAAUGAAUGGCAAAUGACAGCCAAAAUCCCUGCCAAGCGGUAUUCUGAUCCCUGUGUCAGAGCUGUUGUGAUUUCUAACACAUUGUGUAUCUUUGUACGAGAAACGCAUAUGCAUGAAAGAGCCAAAUAUGCUACAUACCAAUAUGACAUGGAACUUGAUCGUUGGUUCUUGCAACAGGAUAUAUCUGAGCGGGUACUCUGGGAUUUGGGAAAAGAUUUCCGAUGCACUGUGGGAAAACUAUAUCCAUCUUGUCUUGAAGAGUCCACAUGGAAACCUCCAUCAUACCUAGUUUUUCCUUAUACAGAUGAUGAAUUUGAAAUUGAGGAGGAUGUUCCAUUACCACCUGUAUAGCUCCCUUAUUCAGAUACUGCAUGCCUAUAACUAAUGAACAUUGUAUUUGAGAGACUAGAGCUGCAAAAUGAAAUGUUAAGUUGUCUUGUAUGUAUGACCUAAUUUUUUUGUGGCCAUUGAGUUUAAAUCAGUAAAACAUAUUACUAGAUAUGCUUUCAUAAUCUCAGUCCCUCUGAUAGUUGAUGGAAAACCUCUCUCCUUCUCUCUCCCUCUCACACACACACGUGUGUGUGUUUGUGUGUGUAUGAUCAUAUAUGUAUCAUGAUUAGAUGUAUUAUCUAUAUAUUUCAAACUUAAAUCCUCUGCUUAUUGUCUGAAUUUUUAGUCCUGUGAGUUCUGGAACUUUUCACAAAGCAGCUUCUACUUCUAGAAAGUUAUAUUAAUUGCUCAAAAUACCUUUGUUAUAUUUAAAUCUGGAAAUAUCUGUUCGUGCUAGUUAUAUAAAUUGUGUAGCUGAAUGAAAUGUGUUGCACUCAAUACACACAGCUGUAUUGAUGUAAUAAUACCAUGUAAAAGAAUAAAAUCCCAUGGAUCUACCUGUGGUAGGAAGGGUAGAUCUUCCAUUUUAUGGUGAUAUGCAGGGCAAAAUGACUGCAGGUUCAGUCGAGCUAGAUGAUGCUGAUGACUAGGUGCAUGUAUUUUCACUAACAUACCUGUUUAUUUAGAAUACAGGUCUUCCGAGCAGCUGGUAGUUUACCAGGUGUGAACUGACAUUGCUGGGCUUGCAGUAAGAAUUGCUAGCCCUUCAUAGUGCGGGUCUCUGGAGCUUUUAAUCAGUAAACAGCUCUAUGUUCUGUAUUUUGGAAACAUUGGCUCAUUAAUAUUAGUUCCUGCUACUUAUUUUCCCCUACCCCAGUAUAUACAAAAGUAUAGUGUGAAUUAACCACAUCUUUAUUUUUGUUAAUUUAUAUUACUGUAGUAUGUCUUUGUAAAAUAAUCUUAUAAUUGUUUGUCUCUUAUUUUUUCCUGUGGGGUUGGGGGAGAUAAAUUUUGUUCAGGAAUAUUUUGUGCAGAGGAGAGGUUGUCUGAUGCUGUUCUGGCAUUAAUCCCAGGAACCACUAGCAGAAGUAAGGCACCACCAAUCUCACAUGAGACCAGAUACUUCAUGAUGGAUCAUACCAGCAUGUUCAGCUGCAUUAUGUUCUGGCACUGUAUUUUGAAUGAUAUUAAUUUAUUAAAAAGAAUCAGUUUGUUCUCCCCCCCCCCCCUCACAUGUCUGUAUUUGUCUGGAGUUAUUGAAGUAUGAUUAAAACAACAGUUUUUAAAAUUGCUGUUUAAAAUAUAAAUACUUACAGUAAUAGAUUCAGGUGUUCAGAAAAAUCUGAAAAAGAUAUGAGCAAGUGACUUCUAUUAUUUCUUUCUGUUUGGAGGUAAACAAAUGUUUGAAAACAGAAGAAAAAUAAAAUGUGAUAAACGCCCUAUAUGUUAAAGACCAUGCAGUCUUUUAACACAUAGGCCUUCUUCAUAGACAGUAUUCACAGUCGUCUUAUUACACAAAGUCACACUAAUGUAAAUAUACUCAAGGAGUAAACUGAAUCUUUGCCUCCAGCCAUUUAUUUUUGUCCUCUCGGAUUUCUUACAUCUGAUUUUUGUUUUUUUCUAACAAAAAACUAUAUUUUCCUUAAUCUUUAGACUAGAUCUUAUAUUACUUUGUGGUAAAAUAAUCUCUGCAAACUGGAAACUGACAUUCAGCCCAACUCAUAGAAAUUAUAUGAUUGUUAUCAGUCAAUUUUGACAAUGGAAUAAGCAGCAUUCAGAACCUAUCUUUCUUAUUGCCCCCUUUUCUGGGUCAAUUGCUCAUUUUUCAAGAGUUUAUUAAAAACUUUCUAGUUUUGAAAUUAUCCAUUUUGGUUAGGAUAGAAUGUUGUAGCAAAACAUUCAGAGUUUUAUGAUUAAAUAUGCCAUUAAUUAAUUAGCAAACUUUUUCAUGACCUUUGAAUAGAUAUCAGUUUGUGAUAAACCAAUCAAAACUAAAGCUUGCUGCUUGAAAAAUAAAAACAAAACAAACCCAACUAAAGAGAUUUAGAUUAAAAAGAGGAAUGGCAGAAGUUACAAUAUAUGGCCACAGAAAUUUGUGUAUAAAGUAGGUAUCUUAUACUUGAGCAUGUUGGUGUUGGAUUAGAAUAGUUCCCUUUAAGAAACAUUUGAUUUGAUGUAUUAAAUGCUGCCGAUCUUUUGUUUUUU